Ochlerotatus camptorhynchus is the source of this 12252-nucleotide messenger RNA. RefSeq names its product DNA-dependent protein kinase catalytic subunit-like. Gene Ontology annotation, molecular function: DNA-dependent protein kinase activity; protein binding. Gene Ontology annotation, cellular component: nucleus. The coding region runs from base 139 to 12204 and encodes 4021 amino acids. The transcript has 7 exons. The record is from RefSeq and is a predicted model, not a curated record. Gene Ontology annotation, biological process: protein phosphorylation; double-strand break repair via nonhomologous end joining; DNA damage checkpoint signaling. Lineage: Eukaryota; Metazoa; Arthropoda; Insecta; Diptera; Culicidae.
GCGUUUAGUCACAGAGUACGGGACAGUGAUCGGACUGUAAUUUAAAUGUUAUCAUACAAUCGCUUUUACUUUUAAUGUGUAGGUAUCUAGUUCUUUAAAAAUUUUGUGCGAAUUAGUUUUGUUAAAAGCCGGUAAAUAAUGGCGACGGAGCUGGAGAAAUUGCUGUUCCUUCUGAAAGGGUGCAUCGAUUCGCAACAUGCCGCCAAGGCAAAGGAAUGCAUCCUGACCAUCUCGGAUCUGAUCAUCGGCGGAGAUGGGCAAAAUUCCGCCGAAUCUGAAUACUACCUGGACACCCUAGUUAACUCCUCGAACGGAGCGCUUGUGUUCCUUCAGCGUUCCAUCAAAGCCUCCGGCCGGUUCCAGAAAGCCAACGAGGAGAUUUUCGAUUUGCUAAGAAAGCUGAUCCAGAAGCACAGUCACCUCGUUCGAAAGUCAGUCGAAAAGAUCGUCCGUGAGUGCAUCCGCUACGUUCAGUCGUCGUCGGCCAGUGCCCGGGAGCGGGAACUGGCCACGGCCGUCAUACAGGACCUGUUGGUUUACAAAUGUCUGGACGAAAACUAUGACAUGCCGCAGCUGCUGGGCGACCUGUUGGGUGUGUUCGAUCAGCGAAAGCUAACCAACCGCUUCCAGCAGAGCCUGUUCGAGCUGAUCGGACUGAUGGCUAAAGAGUUUCCGGAGUGCGUGAACGAUGCCCGGCAGCGACGUAUUCUGGACAUCAUGAUGAGCGUUGCCGAGGGUCAACUGCUGGAGGAGAGCUAUCCUUCGUUGAUUUCGCUGGCCGGGGCACUGCAGGGGUUGAACUACUUUCUGGUCAACUUUGCUCCGUCCGCCGGGCUGGGUGAUUCGCCGGCGGAGACGACGCCGAAGGAGGACGACCUGUGCCGGCGGAUUUACGUGAUCGUUAAGAAGCUGUCGGAUUGGGACGAGGCGGUCAAGGAGAGGCUGGCGUUCAGAAAUGCCCUCCUGCUUCUCGAACGACACAGCUCCCUGUUCUCGCGGUUCCUCUAUGUGGACUACGUCCACUGGCAGACCAUUCUUACCACCAAAUGGAUCCGGUCCGGCAUCGAAGAUCGGAAGGUGGGGAUCUACGCCUUACAUUCUUUCCACCGUGAAAUCGCUCGGGAGCUGCUGGCUCGGGAGGAGGCGCCCGAAUCAUCGUCGUCCAGCGAAAGCCGCGAGACACGGAUUGCGAUGCUGAACUAUUUCAUGAAGUAUUUUAAGGCCACCCUCGUGGCGGCCGGGUCGAAGCCCUACGAGAUACGGAUCGCUAUUCGUGGUUUUGGUUCGAUGGCCGGUGCCUGCAGUCGUCUAAUGUCCGAGGAGUACAUGAACGAACUGCUACUGUUGGUGAUGCAGAGGACCGAGUUUGUGUACCUGGUGGAAGACAAAACGAACGAACUGUUGGAACAUUUGCCGGAUUUCGUGCAGGCCCUUUCCGAUAUUAUGAGCCACGUGCGAGAGUUGACCGGGGUGCAGAUCGUAGCGCUACAGAAUAUUAUCAUUGGCUUGAUCAAGGAUUUUCAUUAUUUGAGCAGUUCGUACCAUGAGCUGAUCGUGAGUUCUCUGAUGAAAACCUUCGAUAAUCUAGGUAGGUUGGGUGGAGGGGUCCUGGACAGCUUGUUAGAUAAGAUCGUUAUGAGGGGUAUUAUCUGGAGUUGCUCGCACAUGUUGGUUAUCGAUGUGAAUCAGGGUAGAGGACCGGAAGAGAAUUCAAACUGGAAAGAUUACAUAACCUACCGAAACUAUCUACCGCUGUGGCGAGGGUUGCUCACGCCGGGCUCUAGUUUGAAUCUGGAUAGAGGCCCGUUGAUGAAGGCAAUCUACGCUCAGUUGAUGAAGAAUUUGUUCUUCAUUUUGGACAAACUGGACCUGAACACACGGAAGCGUACCGUCAAAGAUGAUUCCGGCGAAGAUCGGGACGUGUUCUUCUGCGAUCCAAACAUCGAUCUGGUUCCAGUGAAGCCGAAAGAUUUUCACAUCUUCUUCAAUUUGGUCGAUCUGUAUCAGGAUCUGCUGCGUUACAACGAAGCUGUGAGGGACCAUUUCGAAGAGUGGAUUCCAGUCUAUUUCGAUUACAUGGUGAAAAAGUCCUUGAAACAUCCGUUGGUUAGUGGGUUCGUGAAGCUGAUCGAUCUGGGAUUAUUCACAGCGAAUCAUUUGACGUAUUUCGAGAGCCAGCAGAACUUUUCCAAAAUGUCAACCGUGAAUCUGUUGGUCUACUUCCUGGAACUUCAGAUCGCCAAGGCACGCAGUUCCACCGGAGAACUGCAACUCACGUGUCUUCGAUUCGUUCUGAGUGCUCCAGUAAGCUUGCUGGAUAGCUUCCUGGAUGAUUCGCAGGACCUGAUAGAGAUCCUUCGGAUUUCCUUCCAACUGGGGAAAGGUAUGCUUAGCCUGGCAAAUGCUGCGCUGUCCUGUGUCCAGCGUCUAGUUGCGGACGCUUCUCCAAUUUCAUCGGAUAAUCGUGAGCGGGUGCUGGCCAAUGUCCUUCCACUACUGGACGGCUACUUGCAAACGCGUGACAUAGCCCUACCUGCGCGGAUCAGUUCUCGACUGGCCAAGUUCCAGCGCAAACGCAGUGUCAAUCUAACCAGCAGCAAGAUUGAAAAGAUCAAACUUCAACACGCGUUGGAAAGUUCCGAAAGCGAUUUGGUCAAAUUUCAGCUGAAGGUGCUGCUGUUCUUGGGCGAGCUCGAGCCAAAUAUGUGCACGAAAAUGAUUCAGCAUUCGGACUUGGAAGACGGUCAACAGCAGGGAGGAGAACGGCCUUUGGUGUUGUGGGAUUUGGAUUCGAAUCGUAACAUAUCGUUGCAACUGCUGAGCCGGGUCGGAGUUAGACCGAUCAUCAAGCUGGAUACGAUCAUAGCGCGGGUGUGCUCCUUGGCGAUGGGAUCGAGUGAUCGUAAAACGAAGGUUGCCGCUUGCGAGCUGCUGCACGCGCUGAUUCUGUACAUCAUCGGGAUACAGUACCAAGACAAGAUGACCAAACUGUGGACCAAACUGUGCGACCACUUGCUGCAGCUCGCCACCGAUACCGACAUUGCGGUUUGUCAAAUGUUCGAACCCCUGCUGUUUCAAAUCAUUCACUACCUAACCCAGCCGUCCAAGAUAAAUCUGAAGGGUACGGAGGUGCUUGCCAACUGCCUGAUGGAAUCGAUAUCCCAUCCAAUGGACACCAGUGUCCGAGACCUGGCCGCCCGAUGCGUGCGGGAGUUUCUUCUGUGGACCAUCCGGCAGACACCGGCCGGUCAACGAAGUGCCAUGUCGUCUUCCUCGGGGGUCAAUCUUUCGGUGAUGCUCGAAAAGCUACGUACCUACAGCUUGGAUUCGAAUCCGAACCGUCGCCAGGGAGCAGCGCUUGCGUUCAACAACAUCUAUCGAAUCCUGCGUGAGGAAGAAACCCAGAUCGAACGUUGCUGGUUCGAGCUGUUCUACGUUUUCUGUAUGAACUUUGUGAUGACGGAAGAUUUUGACAGUUCGACGACCAACCUGGAGCAGGUGUCGGCCACGAUCGACCAUCUGGUUCGAGUGUUGGUUGUAAGGAAGGCUAUGUUCAAUCGAGAAAGCAGCAUCAGGAUCAUUCCCAAUGUAUUUGGGGGUGGUUUACUGAAGGACUUGGUGCUCUGGUUGUUCGGGCAGUGUAAUUCCCGUGAGUCCAGCUACCGACACAAAUGCAUGGAGGUGUUCCCGAAGUUGACGAGCUCGGUUGAUGGUUGCCGGUCGGGAGGUGAGUUCUUACAUAAGUAUAUCACCGAUCGCCAGAUUCUUGACAUCUGCGAUCACGUGGAUGUAAUUCAUGGCAUCCGGAACGCUCCGAAUUUCCUGUUUAUUGCUGAACGGAAGCUCCCUAUCAUUAUGAACGUCUACCUUUGGUUGGAGUACUUUGCCUCCAGCUUGGAUAUGUACUACUGGCUGAUCAAAAACUCGUUCCUGCAAAACGCCGAAGAGUUCUUGUCUGCAUCUACUGUGUUCACCCCGAUAGGAUUCUUCCUGUCUAACGUAGCGAAUGCAUCGAUGUUCGAACUGAUGACGGCAAUUCGCCCGGGUGUUAUUGAGGAUAGUCAUGCCAGCAUCGAGUUCCGCGUGUGCGUCGAUAAGAUCAUCAAGUACAACCUGCUCAAGUGCAUGAUCACGGUCCGAAUAGUUGAUCUACUGAGCCUUGUGCUACCACUUCGGUGCUGUCGAAGCAUUCCGGAUAUCUUUUGGGAUUCGAAUGAAGCGUCCCAAUUUGUGGUUGAUCUAAUCUAUCAACCGCAGAAGAUGGGUUUCGACUUCAAGUCAUGUCGUGAGACUAUGGAGAAGUUUCCCAAACGAGUGGAAGAUUUGCUGGGUAGGAUUGAAGGGUUUGAAAAUUUGAAGUUCAAAGAAACCGUAUAUCAGAAAAUCUCGGAGAAACUCAGCGCUUCGAUGAAGGAUCUAUCGGAUCGGAUGGAAGACUUGAUGAAGUCGGAAACGAUUGGAUUGGAAGAUUGCAAUUGUGCCAAGGGGAUACUGAUGGUGGCGAAACGAUUCGGGGUCUUCAAGCGUUACUUCAACACCCGAACUGUAGAUUUUCUGGAGGAGGCAUCGAACAAGAUUCUUCACGACGUGUUCAACGGUCUAAAGGAGCUACGAGUGGAUGAAUUGUUCGUGGUAAAUCUGGUGCCCUCGGUGAAGAGAUUUUGUUCCGUCAUACUGCGUAUUGUUCUGAUGUUCAAAUCUACGGGAACGAUGGAGUUGCUGGUGGAGUUCAUGUUCAGCGAUUGCAAGCUGCGGAUGUAUCAGCAGUCGGAGAAAUCCAUUAUUUUGCACGGUGAGCACUUUGUUAGCACGUUUGAUGAAGCCAUUUUUGAGUACGUUCUGCAGCGAUUUCCGGAUAGUUUAUCGUUGAUCGUAGCUCAGCUGAGUACUUCAAGCUUUCCAAUGAUCGUUAAGUGGUUGUGUAGCUUUUUGGAGUUUAUCUAUCAAAAGAAACGAUCCGAGAUCGGCACGUUGAAGUUGGUAAGCGAAUUCCUCCUUGGCAAAUGGAAGACCAUUUGCGAUCAAGCUUCCAACGUUGAUAACAAGUUCGGCUCGACGGAUCUACGGUUGAUCGAGUUGAUGUCCAACCUCGCAAUGGCCAGCCCAAUCGCGCUCAGUGAGAUAGGGCGUAAGGCGGUGGGAUUUGAUCGCUGGUUGUUGGCAUUGAUAGCGAACGCUCAGAACUCGCUGGAUCUCAAAUCGAAAGCCAUGUUCUUGCUACCCGCCAUGGUCGGAGAAUCUGACUUCAACUCCGCACCAGUUUCGGAAGCUCUACAGAAGAUGCAGAAUCAACACUUUCCGUUGCGAUCUUCGGAGUUUAUUGCAAACAGUGCCGAGAGGGUCAGCUUCGAAAACUGCGUUGCGGCUCUGCUCGAUGCCAUGGUAGUCUCGAGGUCUCCGGUGCUGCUCAAGGCCAUAAUCGACGCUACCGCAGCUGAUGCGGAGCAUAUAGCUGAGCAAAAAAUUCGUAGCGCACUGGAAAAGUACAUGAAGAGUCAGAACAGCAAUCAACAGUGCUUCAAUUUGAAACAGAUUUUCACCAAAUUCCUGGACGAAUCGCUGGAACCCAACAUCCGCUUGACAGUUCUGAAGCGGUAUCUGGUUUGUGCGCUGCGAGUUUGCAAUAUUGAAACGAUCUACACGUUCUACAAACUCUUCAUUAAGAACAUCAACGAGAUGAUCCGGAGCAACUACGGUCAGUUUGGGUCCGGUUGGGAGGCUGAGCAGGCCCUCGUGAAUCGCUUCGGAGGCUACCAGUUGAUUGAGCUAUACGUGGCCAUUCUUCCACGAGAUUACCUGCUAACCGAUGACUGCAUUGUUGCCAAGGCAUUGUAUGGCGAGGCUGGAAAAAUUCCAGGUAAUAAGCUGAUUACCGAUUUGACCAAAAAGGCGUACGCUGCACGAUCGGAAGUGUUCCUUACUCCCGAUUCGCCAACAGCGGAGCUGUUUAGGAAGUAUCAGUGUGCCGCAUACCGCGCCUUGGCCUCCAUCAUCAGCAAUACAAAGGACGAUCUUCAACUCUACAACGUAUUGCUGUUCCGAGAGAACGCCGAUAAAAAUGAAUUCAUCUGGAGAAAGCUGAUCAACUGCACCGAAGUUCACUUGUACGACAGCUACAGCCAAGAGCUGGACGAAUAUCCCAAAAUCAAGGAUAAAAUCGUAUCAAUCCAGCGGUUGAGUUCCACUAAUGGGCAUUCAACGGGUAAUCGCUUCAAAUAUAUCCAAAUGACCAGCGUAUUCGAAUCCUCACUCAGUCAGGACGUGACCAAACUUGAUCUGAACUAUUCCGUGGUUCGAACUACUCAAGAAGUGGCAGCAAGAGAAGCGGAAGAAUUUGCUGCCAUGAAACAGCGGCGAACUACCGUAUCCCUGGAACGUUCUAAGAUCAAUGACCACGAAGUGAUGGCAACAAUUUGUGCCGUCAUUCAGCACAUGCACGAGAACAAAAUUACACCACUUCUGGAGGGAGCCAGUGCUACUCCGCCUCCCUGGGUCAAGUUUAUAGCUGCAUCUCUGCGCGAUCAACAACAGCACAAAAAUGUGCGACUUUUCCUGACCAAGGUCAUCGAUAACUGCCGGGCGUGGUUGGAGCCAUACGCUUCUACACUAAUUCCGCCGUUGAUGCAGGUCAUCGUCGAUGAGUGUAUCGCUCCGCAAUUGAACACAUUCGUAACGGAUUUGAUCGCUCUGGUCCUGGAAUGGAGUGAUGUUUACCAACCGACCAGUAUCGAUGAAAUCAGCUUGGCAUCCGGAGUGGUAAAGUUUGUGAUGCGAAACUGUUUCCACGCUAGACGAGAGGUCUUUCGGUUAAAUUUGGAAUUGGUUAAGAGCUUAGUGGAACAGUGGAAGACAGUGAUCAGCGUACCGGUCCAGCUGCUGUACGACAUGAUUGGGCCAACUCAGGAUCCGGAAUCGAUGCAAAACAUUGGAGGUUUGCAGCUGAACGCUAUUGUUAUGGCCAAUGGUGUGGUACCGUGGACCGAGACGUCCAAGUUCGACUUCAUCCGGGCAAUCUUCAGAUGCUUGGAUUCGGAGAAAGCUGUCGUCUACAGACCUGCCUCGGAACUGUUAGGAAUGUGCCUGAGUAACUUGUACCCAAAUGGAGAGGAGCGGGAGGAGGAGAGAUAUCAGAACGAGUUCCUCGCUAAGCUGGUGGCGAUGAGGAAGCGACAGGAGAAGAAGUUCACGGACAUUAUCUACGGGAUUCAUAAGGCGUUCCCUUCGAUAGUUGAUUCGUUUUUGGCUGUCAUAACGAAUGCCAUUCCGGGGACAACUGGGUCCUCGAAGAAAAUACUGCUGGAGAUGCUGCUUUCCCGUGUGGAGGUCUUCAAGGAACAAGUACACCGGGAGUUGGUGUCCCUCGACUUGAAAGGUAUGCUGAAAGAUCGACAUUACCAGUUACUGGCUCUGCACUUGAUCAAUAAGUCGCUUUCUUUGAUGUCCGGAGAAAACCUGGAAAACUUACUAGACGGUGUAGUCACAUUGGCUGGCAACGAUCGAUCGGAGGUCCGGGACAUUGUGUACGAGAUUCUCAUUUUUGUUCACGAAAAUUCCAUUCAGCACCUGUCCGCCGAAAGUCAACAGAAGGUGAAGAGAGCCCUACUGACGGGUCUGAACGAUCCGGAACAACCGAUUCAGAACAGAAUGUUUGAAUUUUGGACAGACGAAUCUCGUUUCCCCACCGAAAUCGACAACCGUUUCCAACGCAUUCUGUCCGACCUGUACGAUGCAUCCCAGGAAGCAAACUACCUCGGUUAUGCAACCCAAAUUCUGCUCGAUUCCGCUGUAAAAAAUCCUGAAUCCAAACGGAGGAUCUUCCAGCACGAAUACGAAACCGACGUUAAGUUGAAGGAGUACGCGAUCGAUACCCGCUGGAGGCAGCGCAAUUCUUUCGCUUCCGCACCGCUGUUUGUCGAAUCGCAACAACGACUUCUUACGGCGGGUGAUGGGUCGCAAAUGGAGCGCUUGAUCAAAGCGACACAGUUUGACGCUGAGGGAGCCAUGUUCGAACCGACGCUAGAUCCUACUGUCAUGACCCAACCGGCAACCAGCUUUACACUUCCAACACAGCAUUCACUGAUGUUCGAGAUCAAUCCACCGAUCUUGGAUCGUCGAUCGAGGCGUACGGCUUCGCAGAAUACACCGACUGUAGCGAGAAGUGCCAAGUCAUACGAUAGUUUACGGAAGCGAAUUCUCAAAGACAAGGAUCGAUCAGCGCGUGAGCAAGCGCUGAGAGCUAUCGAACGACACAGUUACGAAACCGUUCGGAAAGCGGAGAGCCAUAAGAUGAAGCAAGGAGAGGUGAUCCUGUAUCGUCGGUAUCGAAUCGGAGAUUACCCCGAUUUACUUAUCAAUGGCCUAGCGUUGCUGAUGCCGUUGCAAGCUCUCUGUAGACGUGAUCCGCCGCUGGCGCGGCAGGUAUUCGUCGCCAUAUUCUCCGGUAUACUGGACGAAUGGGACCAAAAUGAACAAGAUUCACGAGAUGUGAUCGCAGCUAUAGAUAAAUCAAUUCAGAAAAUCUUCACAGAAACGAAGAGUUGUGAUCCCAACCUCUUCGGAGGGUUGAUAGAGGUGGCAAUGAUGCGUCCGAAAUUGUUCAACAUUUCGGCCGAAAGUGUGACAACUGUUGCCAGUGGAGCUAACAUGAUGACGAUGGGGGUUCUGUAUCUGGAGAGUAAGUUGCAUGAGUACGAGUUCCCAGAACAGUCGAUAAGUUCUCGGUCGUCGUCAGUCACUCUGGAAGCGCUACAUUGGAUCAAGCUGGCUGAAUUGCAUCAUUCGUUGAGCGAGUUUGACAUUCUAGGCGACGUUUUCUCCGAUAAGAUGGACAGUGACCCACGAUUGAAGGAAGCUAUUGACCUGGAGAACAGCGGAAACUUCUACAAGGCUCGGGAACUCUAUCAUCAAAUGAUACGGGACAACCAGACGCGAGUUGCGGAGCAAAAUUUCUGCUACCAGUCGUACUUUAAUUGCUACGCUCAGAUGGGAAUGUGGGAAGAUUUGGUGCCAAUCUUGGAACGACAGGUGGAUGGCAACACGGAGGAGUUCUGGACAGACGAGUGGAAUUUGGAGAACAUCAUGCCCAAGUAUGUCCAUUCGAAUACCCGGCUGAAUCUGGCGGGCGAUGAACGAGGACGUGGUUUCAUCGCUUUGCUGGAAAUGUGGAUGCGUGCUCCGGAUCGGAUGGAUUACAUCAAAUCAAACUUUGGGGAGGAGAUUUCCAUGCUGCAAAUCGCCAGCGGCGAAUACUCCAGGGCAAAGCUGUAUUCGAAUCAGGUGAUGCGUCAGUUUUUGGAAGAGUGGAGUUAUCUGGAUGUCCUGUCGGAUAAACUACGAGUGCAGAAACUACUGGACAUUCGGAAAGUAUCGGAGGUGUAUGCAUUCAGUAAUCUUUUGAGUAAUCGGUUGGAGGAGAGACAGCUGAAGAAGCUUGUUUCCAAUUGGCGUAGCUCAUUCCCGACGGCUUCGGAUUCCUCCCUGAUUUGGGAUACGUUACUGGUGUAUAGGAAAUUUGCGUUGAACAAGUUGGAGACUCUGUUGGAAGCAUCGUCAGACGAUCGGUUGCUACAGUCUGAUUUCGUGAAGGAAUUGACGGAUGCGAUCUUCGAAACAGAGUUGCGACUUUUGGAUGCUUCCAUUGGGCAGAAUAACAGCCGACUUGCUCGGAAGAUCGUUAAACGGCUAGAGAUGGUGGCGGAAGAGCAAAGCGAACGAGGCUACAGGUGGAGGAUCGCGAAGCUUAAGUUGCGGCGGAUUGGCGACGCGGAGAUAGGAGGCGAUCCGGCUACCAGUCUUCAACGGAUGACUGGCACUUUCAAGCGUAUGGAAGCGUUGGUGGAGGAGGAUGGUUUGGGAAGCUACAGAACCGUUAAGAUGGCUGGACUGCAUGAGUUGUUUGCGGUGACGGAAGCCUUGAGAGGAGUUGUCCAGCAGAAUCCGGAGAUUGAUGUGGAAAGUUUGAGGAGUGUGUUGACAGGUGGAGAUCAAGGUUCUGUAGACGUUCAUCUAGGGUCAUAUUCCAGAGAUUGCCUGCAGAAAUCGAUCGAGGUGGUGAGUGAGGACUUGUUCGAAGACAGUACUGCUCAAUCGGUAGAUGCGACGCUGUUGGCCGACUGCCACUUCAAGUUGGCCCAGUUUUGCUACGAUGGACUUGAACGGGAAGUUCUCGGCGAGACCCAGGACCUGGAACGCCAACUGAUCACCGCCCUGCUCGCAUCGAUGCAGUACGGCUCCAAACCGGCUCGGCAGCUGUUUCCCUGCUUGCUACAACUUCCUUUCCUGCAGGACGGAUCUCUGAACCAGUGUUUCAUCGAAGCCUGCAGCACCGUUCCGGAGUGGAUGUUCCUACGGUGGAUUCCGCAAAUCUUGUCCUUCGUUAAUUUCUCGUGUGACCAAUCCUUUUUGGAAAACCUUCUAAUUCGUAUCGCCACCAGCUAUCCGAUGGCACUGUACUAUCCGGCAAAACUAAACUUCCGACGGCAUCAAACCCGUUCUGAAGGCAAUAUUAGCCCUUUCGCAAACCGUUUGAUGGCAUUACUCGAAAUCCCGAAGCUAGACCAUUUCGUCAGCAAGCUGACCCAGGUCGUCAUUCCUUCUGUAAAAGUAUUAAAGAUUAUCACCGACGUCCGAAUGGCACGGUGCGGUUCAAACGAAGAAUACCACAAGCUUGUAACUGAUUUAAUGCGAGAAGCCUUCCCGGAGGAUUCACCAGAUCUGGGACGGGAACACCAGAAGCUUAUUCGAUUCAAAACGCAGUGGUUGAAGUUGUUGGAAUUCGAUUACGAAAAUCAAACCCAGGAAAUUCACCAGCAUCUGGACCAUAUGAAGGAUAAAAUGAACGGGUUGAUACCGGAGCAAUCUACGCUAGAACUGGCCAAGUAUUCACCUUGGUUGGCUGCUUACCACUUCAGCGAACGAGAAGAGAUGUUGGAGCUGCCCGGUCAGUACAAUGUAGAUCACAAACCGAAUGUGUGCAACCACGUGAAGAUCGUGAAGGUUUGCGCAGAGUUGGAGAUGUUCGUUUCGCUGCGAAAGCCUAUUCGGAUCAGAAUCAAUGGAAGCGAUGGUAAAUCGUACGAUUUUCUGGUGAAGUACGGGGAAGAUUUGCGGCAGGAUCAACGAGUUCAACAACUGUUGUGUACGAUUUCGAGUCAGCUUUCGUUGGAUCGUCACUGCAAGGAGCACCAGCUGUCCGUGAGGACGUAUGAAGUAAUUCCGAUCCGAACGGACUUUGGUAUUAUCGGAUGGCUGCCGAAUACAUCGUCUAUUAAGAGCAUAGCCGUGCGAUCAAUGGUUCGGUUUAAUCCGGAUGGGGAUGUUGCCAGAGCGAUAGAUGCCGAAUUCAAUAGGUUUUUGCUAGAGACGGCCGGGUUGACGGGAAACCCAGCACCUCCGUUGUCGGUGUUGUACGGGAAGGUUGCAGUUGCCAGCACUCCUGAGAGGAUUGCACUCAAAUUCAACGAACUACGGUACAAAAUCAAGGAGGACACCUUCAAACGGGCUUUGUUCGAGAUGGCCGUUUCGGCAGAAUCAUUUUAUAGUCUCCGGGCAAACUUCGCCAAAAGCCUGAUGGCAAUGAAUGCCUCCUGUUGGAUCCUGGGCAUAGGCGAUCGACACACGUCAAAUGUGGUGAUCGAUCGUAGCAAUGGAAAGGUGGCCGGGAUCGACUUUGGCAUUGCAUUCGGCGCCGGAAUAAGGGAUCAAGCAAUUCCAGAAAUGGUACCCUUCCGGUUGACGCCUCAGUUUGUCAACGUUAUGGAACCGAUGCGAACGUCCGGCCUAAUGCAUAAGUGUAUGGUUUAUACCAUAGCUUGCCUGCGGGAGUCACGCAAGCUGUUGAGAUCACGUCUGGAGGUGUUUGUGCGAGAGCCAACGUUGGAUUGGUUGGAAGCGGCCCAGCGGAGGAUCGUCCGAGAGGAGAACAAACCAACGUUGACCUGGGAUCCUCAAACGCGGAUCAAUAUCGCCAUUCGGAAGUUGAAUGGAGCUAAUCCGAAGGUUUUGAUUGCGGAAGAUCUUCGUCUCGGACAGGUGGGUGGCAAUCAGGAGACUUUUAACGGGUAUUUGAAGAUGCUUCGACUGGAUGAUCCUCGGUUGGAAUCGGGUAAUCUGACGGUCGAACAGCAGGUGCAGUGCUUGUUGAAAACGGCCACCAGCGGGUCCAUUCUGGGUAUUACCUACGCCGGGUGGUUUCCGUGGUUCUAGAGUAUUGACUAGUUUUAGUUUUAUUAUAUGUAAGCUUUCUUUGUAAUA